AUGGUGUAUCGUGUGGUAUUGAAUGUUGGCGGAAAAAGGUUCUACACCACAACGUAUGCGCUGAGGAACAGUCCAGGCCCAAACGAUUGGAGUAUUUUCAAUGGAAUGCGUUUUCCGCCCGGCAAAGAAAAAUUCAUCGACCGUGACCCGAAAUUGUUCGAAUACAUCCUAGAUUAUUUGCGCGACGGAAAAGUCCACAUUCCAAAAAAUGGCCGUCUCAUUGCACGCUUGGAACAGGAAGCUCAAUACUAUGGACUCCACCACCUUGCUGAGAAACUUCAUGAUGAGCUUCAGCCGUUCGAUGACGUUCUCACUAUUACGGCAAAUGCAGAAUGGGACUUGGAUGACUACGUGUACAGAGGAGGCGCACGCUUAAGCGAUUCUGAGUGA
Cylicocyclus nassatus is the source of this 390-nucleotide messenger RNA. Lineage: Eukaryota; Metazoa; Nematoda; Chromadorea; Rhabditida; Strongylidae. The record is from the annotation of a GenBank genome assembly.